ACCACAGCAACAAAUUUCAUCUUCUCCCAAAGACCCACUUGAGGAAUCGAUAGAAACAAGACAACAACAACAACAACGCCAUCACUCUCCACCAAUUGUCGCUUCAUUCUAUGUUCCGAGUGAGCAGCAAUUUGAGGCUGUGAAUCCAAAGAGGCCUAGGUAUACUGGGCAGUGGAAGCUUUUGCCAUCUGCAACAACAACGCAGCAAAAACAGUAGACCCAGUUGGCCGAAUCAAGCCCAACCAACCCACAAACCCAACAAUCCCACACCGCAACCGCUUCUUCCUCAAACACAGCCUCAUCGCCAUCCACCGACACCAACAGGUGGGGCUAAUUUUGCAUCCAUGGCACAAACCUCUGGGCAAACAACCUUCCAAACCAAGGGUAACAGUGGUGCUGAAAAAUAUGCGAACUUCAACUGGGAUGAACUUGGAUUUGAUCUAGUUCCAACAGAUUACAUGUACGUGAUGAAAUGCUGUGAAGAGGAGAAUUUUAGUCAUGGAAACUUAGUUCCAUAUGGGAACAUUGAGAUGAGCCCAUCUGCCGGAAUCUUAAACUAUGGACAGGGGUUGUUCGAAGGUCUAAAGGCAUACAGGAAGGAAGAUGGUUGUGAUGUUUUGCUGUUUCGACCAGAACAAAAUGCUCAACGCAUGAAGAGGGGUGCAGAGAGACUGUGCAUGCCAUCGCCAUCUGUUGAACAAUUUGUUGAGGCUGUAAAACAAACAGUCCUUGCCAACAAGCAUUGGGUACCUCCCCCAGGGAAAGGGUCGCUCUAUAUUAGGCCAUUGCUCUUUGGAAGUGGACCUCAUCUGGGCGUGGGGCCAGCACCAGAGUAUACAUUCCUCAUAUAUGUAGUUCCUGUUGGAAAUUAUCAUAAGGGCCUCUUAAACUUGGUUGUUGAAGAUAAGUUCCAUCGUGCUACUCCCGGUGGAACUGGAGGCAUCAAGGCCGUCACCAACUACUCACCGGUUUACAAAGUAGUGACUCAAGCAAAGGCCAAAGGAUUCUCUGAUGUCCUAUUCCUAGAUGCACUGACAGGGAAAAAUAUUGAGGAAGUUUCAGCAUGUAAUAUUUUCAUUGUCAAGGGUAAUGUUAUUUCGACCCCAGCAACACAUGGAACUAUUCUGCCUGGAAUCACUCGAAAGAGUAUCAUUGAGAUUGCCCUUUCUUUUGGUUACCAGGUCGAGGAACGUGUAAUCCCGGUGGAGGAUUUGCUUGAAGCUGAUGAACUUUUCUGUACAGGAACUGCUGUGGUUGUAACUCCCGUUACUAGUGUCACCUGUCACAAUAAAAGGGUUGAAUACAAAAUUGGAGUUGAAAUGGUGUCACAGAAAAUACAUGUGAUGUUAACUGGGAUUCAAACGGGCCGUAUUGAGGACAAGAUGGGGUGGACUGUCGAAGUUGAUUGAGCAUCUCUCCUCUCAUUUACAAUAAAACUUUGUUUGUCAUUGUUUCUUUAAUUUUGUCCACAAUAUUCCACUUGAGGAGUUUAUCAGGUUUUAAGACAUUGAAUGGAUAGUUCUAUGUUUAUUAUU
Messenger RNA from Corylus avellana, 1535 nucleotides. The record is from RefSeq and is a predicted model, not a curated record. Lineage: Eukaryota; Viridiplantae; Streptophyta; Magnoliopsida; Fagales; Betulaceae.